AUGUACCCCAACCCUCAGUCGGUGAGACACCCGGCUCAGGCGCUGCCCCUGAACAGUCAGUACAUCUCACCUUCGUAUGACUUCGCCGGGUAUCAUCAUCACGUCUCUGGAGUCGGUGACUUGUCAGCCAGCGCCUGGAGCUCCGUGUACGGCACCCGGGAGGAGUAUCCGUACAGCUUCGCGGGUUCGAGCCCCAGCGCCCCCCAGAUCCCCUUUACCGCUCCGGAACUGAGCGGGACCCCUUCUGCAGCUGGCGAGGGGUCCUUCACCCCGUACAGCUUCAUCCCCGGGCAGGACCACUUCAGCUCCAGGAGGAGGCCCCAUGACUCCACCAGACAGGCACUUUCAGGAGGGAAGACUCGCACUAAAGACAAGUACAGGGUUGUGUACACUGACCACCAACGGAUGGAGCUGGAGAAGGAGUUUCAGUACAACCGCUACAUCACCAUGAGGAGGAAGUCGGAGCUGUCAGUGGCACUCAGCCUCUCUGAGAGACAGGUGAAGAUCUGGUUUCAAAACCGCCGUGCCAAAGAGAGGAAGAUCACCAAGAAGAGGCUGCAGCAAUCCCAGCAGGCUUCCACAACUACUCCUACUCCACCAGUGCUGGGUGGAGUCGCCGACGCCCACCACACCACCAGCCCCAGGAGCGACGUUUUGUCAGAUAUAAAAUCAGAGGAAUACUAGGUGGAUCUCACAUUGAGGACUGAUACAGUACCUGAUAUGUAAAUAGUGUUUGUUUUUGUUGUUUUUUUACCACAGAAUGAAUGAAGGUGAUUCACAUUGACAUGGUGUUUUAAUGCUGCACCUCGUCCACUUUACAAAGACAAGCACCACAUGUCUGUCACACUGAUCAUGUUUAGCAGACAUUUACCAAUCACUGAGUUACUGUAAAUCAUUUUCAACAUCACGCUACAGUUUAAAGUGUUACCAAUGAAGAGCAUGUGUCAACUUUAAGAACUGUUAAGGACAGUGAAAUGUCCCCUUUAGAACUUCCCUCUAUAAUGUAAAGAGGGAAAGAUGCUGAAAUUUCUCAAACUGUUGCUGAAAAGAGCAACAGUGCACAUUAAGGUGUAGUCAAGUUUCUGCUACUUGAGUAAGAGAAGAAGAUUAGCGUGUCUUUCUCUCUCUCUAUUUGCGCUGUGCAUGGGGGAAUAUGUAGGAAAUAAAUAGGAAUAAUGCAGAUCCAGUUAUAUCAAAACAUAGCCCCACCUAUUACUUACUUUGUUAGGGAAGUAAAAUGGCACUAAUGUGUGCGUUUAUGGCAACUUGCAUUUGCAGGAAAUCGAAACAGAGUGUGUUUCUGGUAAUGAAAGAAGGGAAGAAAUCAUAAACAAUGGUUUUAAAGUUCUAUCUGUUGAAAUAUUGAUGUAGGAUAUGUCAUGGAAAUGUAUCAUUCAAAAACUGUGCACCAAUGGGUUUCAGCUCAGAAGGCAGCUGUAUAUAGCAUAAGUGAUGGGGUGAAAGCACAGAAAUGAUAACAAAUACUAAGAAACAGCAAGGGGACUUUGACUUAAAAGUAUUUUUUUUUAUUUUGGUUUUAGCUACAACACUGUGAUAACAACAAAAAUAAAAAAAAAAAAAAAAAAAAAACAGAA
Molecule: messenger RNA, 1595 nt
Organism: Acanthochromis polyacanthus (spiny chromis)
Lineage: Eukaryota; Metazoa; Chordata; Actinopteri; Pomacentridae
Gene: cdx1a
Product: caudal type homeobox 1a
Exons: 3
Coding region: 1-684 (227 amino acids)
Biological process (GO): regulation of transcription by RNA polymerase II; anterior/posterior axis specification; cell differentiation
Cellular component (GO): nucleus
Molecular function (GO): RNA polymerase II transcription regulatory region sequence-specific DNA binding; DNA-binding transcription factor activity, RNA polymerase II-specific
Source: RefSeq, a predicted model, not a curated record